UUUGAUCGGCGUAUUAACAUAAAAUGUGUUGGUCUGUUUCUACGACUGAAAACGAUGGAGGCGCUCAGUGAAGAAGUCGACGAUGACAGCGACGUCGCAGAAAAUCGCCUGCUAAAAACCGAAGGUUCUGGCUGUGUUUGUAGCAAGGGGUGGGAAAAAGAAUUCAUUUGCGGAUGGGCGCCGUCGUUUGAGCGAAAAAUUUCACGGAAGCCAACGAAACACGCGUCGUUAAGCAACACGCGUAAAGAUGGAAAAUUACCGCGGGCAGAAUGUGGAUUUGUUUUUCGACAUUAUGAGAAAACUAGUCGCUAUAUCGAGCAGUACCGAGAAAAUCACAGCAGUGCCUUUCUGGAACGUGGAGAGGAAUGGAGGCCAGUAUUAGGAGUUGAUGUUCCAGAUCCUUACCUGCCUAAGGUCGGGAGUUCGAGCAAAACUGUUUUUGACCGGGUGAAGUUCAUUGAGGCCAUGUCAGACUACUACAAAGUUGCGGCUAUGAGGAGUGAUUUGCAAAAGAUCUGUCUCACUGGAAAAAGGCAAGAGAGCGGCGAUCACAAAGCAGUGCUGAACAGUGACACCGAGUUGAAUAGUGAAAGUUUACCGUUCAUUGUUACUGCUUCAAAUGGAAAGAAAGUUUCCCAAAAACUUGGAAGAAGAAGAAGACAGAGCACUUCUUCAGAAGGAGACAAACCAGAUAGUGUAAAAAAUCGCCAAGAUGUAAUCCGAACCGCGCCCGAAUUAGCACAAGAUCCCAUUCUUCCCUGUAUGCCUUCCAUUCCCGACCUUCCGCAUAAAGUGGACGACAAACUGAUUUCACACCCGGUCAAACAUACACCAGAGGACGAUUCGAAACGAUUUCACAAGGAACGAAUCCGGCUUCCAAAGUUUCAAUGGACGGAAUGUCACGUGAAAAAUAACCGCAUAGCAACAGAGAAAACUGCUGUGCCUGUUAAAGUGGAAAUGAAGGAGAAACCGGUGGAAGAAGCGUUACAGAGUAGUGAUAGCGAUGAGAACGCUAUAAUCACAGCUCAGAAGUUUAAUUCGAAAGGAAAUCUGCAUAUAGGAGGUUUCGUGCUAACCGCACCAAGCUCGAAACCGAAGCCAGCGCACGUUACAGUUGGAAAGUGUGAAAUAUUUAGCUCCACGAACUCGUCAGGUGGAGAGCGUGUCCGCAAAUCUUACGAAACUGCAAGAAAACUUCCAUGUGAAACCGCAUUUAUUCGGGUUUUAGGUCAUCAAACAGGCCCUCCGCCAAAAAGUACAAGUAAAAACGAAUCCAAGGAUGCUAGUAAAGAAAGACCGAAUACAAAGGACAGAGCUCUCAUGAACCAAAAUUUGCCGAUUCAAUACUUGACUCGAUUUGGCAGACGGAAAUUUCAUCAUGUUUUGGAGGCGCGUUCGUUUAAACCUUCGGAAAAGAAACUUGGAGCCCCAGCGCUAGCACAUUUUCAUCACUGAUUGAAGGAGGUAGUAUACUCAGGGAAAAGGAACGACAUGACUCUGAAUAAAUCUGCCAAAUAGUGCAGGGACCUGAGAGCAGUUCAAUCUCCAUUUUAUCCCUAUCGCCGUUUAACUCAAGCGUAGUCCGUCAAUAGAACCUCUAUCGCAGCUUAAGCUAAAAAUGAGAAAUUUAAUAUUUUCAUAACACCAUUAGAGUAUCUCCGUUUUUACGCCACUCACCAGGGGCUUAAUUAAUCACAUUCUACCAAAAUGAAAAUGAAGGGCAGAGAUGAAGGUUGGAAAAUUUACUACGAGUCAAAACGUCGUCAUUUUUCUUAUGAAGUAUUCGCCAGUUUUCAAAAAGUUUUAUGGUUGGUAUCUGUCAAACUUGGAACAUAAAAACUUAUGUUCCCUGUGGGUGAUUUUACAAUAUUUUUUAACCAGUGAGCUAUUCGCCUGUUCACGAUUGUUUGGGGUGGGGGAUAGCGUUAUGCACCGGGCAUAAAUCGCUUAAACUCUCCGCCACAUCUUCGGGGAAGGAGGUCCAGGGAAGAAAUUGAUAUUAAAAGAAUAAAAAAUUUAACAAGCUUGAAAAUAACUCUCUAUCUGUUAUCGUAUUUAUUUAUAACGGAGAUGUAAUAUAAGUACAAAAAAUUUUCAUUUCAAGUGUUUUGGAAAACAAGCAUAUAAUUUAAGUGGAAUUAUAACUGAAGUGGAAGGUAUUUGACUCGUCUUUUCCACUAUGUGAAGAAGAACAGACAUAACACUAGUCAUAAAAGUUGUGGUUUGGGGUUCAUUCAAGAUCUCUUAUUUUGUUUAAUAUUUAGUGAUGUUUAAAUAAAAUUUUAAGUUGAGAAA
Molecule: messenger RNA, 2295 nt
Organism: Pocillopora verrucosa
Lineage: Eukaryota; Metazoa; Cnidaria; Anthozoa; Scleractinia; Pocilloporidae
Source: RefSeq, a predicted model, not a curated record